UAAAAAGAGAACUAAAACUCUAUCAUUUAGCGGAAAAUGCUGAAAAAGAAAUCUAGUAGCAGCCAAAAGAAAAGGAAACAUUUGCACAGUGAAGAAAGACCAGACGGCAGGAAACGCAGAAGCUUGGAUCCCCGCACAGAGGAGUCUAAGGAUGAGCUGGCUGAUGCUGAGCUGGACAGGGUUGGCAGUGACAUUGAGGAAGGGGGACUGAACCUCAACCUGCCCUUCCAGCCCAUCACAGCUUACGUCAGUGACAAGAAGGAAAUGCUGGAGCAGUGUUUCCGAGUGUUAGGGGAGAAGAAGCUCCGGAAGAUGCUUCCCGAUGAAUUUAAGGAAUGUAGUUUAGAGGAAAUCAAAUCGCUGUGUUGGGAGCAACUGGAUCCAAUCUCAGAGAAGAAUAUUAUCCAGAUCUUAGCAGGAGACGAGCUAACGGGUGGAAGCGGCAGUGCAAACGCCCUGGAAAGCCAGCAAGACAAUAAUGUGGACUCUACGUCUUGCCUGAAGGAAAUGGCAAAAGCAGAAGACCCUAAGCAAGAGGGAGGUGGCUCUGGAGAAGAGAGUGAUGUCCUCAGUAUAAACGCAGACACUUACGAUAGUGACAUAGAGGGACCCAAAGAAGAACAGAGCGCCCAACCCCUGGAGGUGAAGGUGAAAGUGGGCGACGGCAGAGGGGAAGGCUCUCUCCCGGCUGUAAAACCAACCACCACGGAGCCUAAGAAAGACAUUCAAAACGACAUCGAAAAAAGUGUCAAUGAGAUUUUAGCAUUGGCUCCAAGCAAGGACGAAGCUAAAGAUAAAAGUGGGCCACCGCAGUCCUCAGACGUGGGUUUGGACGACCAAGGCGCGCCUCCUGCCAGUGGUUCUCCUCCUGCCAGUGGUUCUCCUCCGACUGUUAAGCAGCUGGAGCUCCUGGAGCUGGAAAUGAGAGCAAGAGCCAUAAAGGCUCUGAUGAAAGCUGGAGAUAUGAAAAAGCUUUGUAUAGCCAAAAACAUUUAGUUUGUUUAAAAUUCACUUUAGUUUUUAUUGAAAAUUUUCCCUUUACAAAGGUGGGACAACUCACUCAAAAUAGUACUAAAACAAGUACAGAACACAUUUGAAAAAAUAAAACAACAUCAACACAUGGGAGUCACUUUCCAAGCAAUCUGUCCAUAUUCCAUUUUCCUUUUUUUUGUUUUGCCAUUGUUCAGUCAUAAAUAUUGUCCAUCUUGUCCAUUUCUCUCUGAACUGGGCUUCCUGCAGCCUUAAGCGAUGUAUCAUUUUUUCGUUUGUAUAGAUUUCCUGGACCAGGUGAAUCCAUUGUUCUUGAGUAGGGGUGUCUUCCCUUCCCCAUUUCUUCGUGAUAGCUUUCUUAGUUGCUGUUAGUUAUAUUUUUACCAGGUAUCUGUCCUUCGUUCUUAUAUUUUCUUCACUUAGGUUACACAAAUAGAAUACUGUACAAGAUAAUGGAAUCUUAUAUCCAAGUAUUUUCAUCAAUGUAUCGUGUAACGUUUUCCAGAACCAUCUGAUUUUAUCACAUUUCCAGAAAAUGUGUGAGUGAUCCACAUUCAUUGUUCCACAGCCUCUCCAACAAGGUGUAUUUUUGUUCAACUGUUUACUCUUGACUUUGGGUGAAAUAAAAAAACUUAUCAGAUUUUUCCAGGAGAACUCCCUCCAGAUCCGCAAAUUGGUGGAUGUGUGGUGUAUUUUCCACAUGUUUAGCCACUCUUCAUCUGUGAUUUUAGUUUGUUUAACAUUCAUAUUGUAGUUCCCUCUUCACAUCACUGAUGCUGAACUCUUAUUUGUGCUUGAAUGAAACAAGUGAACUUUUAAAACAAAGGACUGGUGGAUCUCCCUUGUCACCGGAUUUACUGUUUGAGUAACUAAGUUGUCUUUUUUUUUUUAUUCCAUGUUGGAAUGGGUUUCCAGUCCGUUUCGUGCAAAAACAGGGGCGUCAAU
Cololabis saira (Pacific saury) is the source of this 1935-nucleotide messenger RNA. Its product is annotated as caspase activity and apoptosis inhibitor 1. Lineage: Eukaryota; Metazoa; Chordata; Actinopteri; Beloniformes; Belonidae. Bases 37 to 996 code for a protein of 319 amino acids. The transcript has 7 exons. The record is from RefSeq and is a predicted model, not a curated record.